AUGGAAGUCCAACCAGGAAUCGUCUUGCAAUCCAAGCCUUUCUUCUCUAACUGUGUCUCAUGGUCAGAAGACUGUCAUAUUCUUGCUUGCUUUGAAUCAGCGGUGCAUGUACUGACACCUAUCCUAGCCGGGAUGGCUUCUGAUCUUGAAGGUCACAUUCACGAAGGAAUCUUGGCAAUAGAUUUGGAACCAAGUGAAUUUGGAGAGUCGCAAGUAUUUGAGCAAUAUGUUGAUCCAUCCUAUGCCAUGCCAGAGUCCUUUCGAUGGGCUACAUGGUCGCCUAGUGGGCUAUCAAGUAGUCUUGGGUGCUAUUUGACAGCAGUGACAACAAAGCACCGAAUCGUGUUUUAUGAGCAUCCAGAUAAUGGCCAAUCACGUUGGAUACCUACACUAGAUUUGACUAAGGAUAUUUACAAACAUGUAAAAAGUACGGAUGAAAGUGCUAUGGAUAUCGAUGAAAAGGCAGCGGCAUUAGCUCCAAGUGAUGAAGAAGAUGACGAAGAAGAGGAAGAUGACGAAGAAGAAAAUGAAAGCUCAGACGAUCAAAAAGAAUCAAAUCCAAAGAAGCUUAAUAGUCAAUUUCAGUUUAAAAAUAUCGAUGAGAUGAAGCGAUUCCAGACUCUCUAUUGUGCUUGGACAUCUAAGAUUAUUGUAGAUCCAUUAGCAGAAAUGCCUGGUGUUCUGGCCUUAUCACACAAGAGUGGCCAUGUAACUAUUUGGAGAGCAUUAAAAGAGAAAGGAAAACACAGCUAUUCGCGUCGACACGGCUUAGCGUUCAUCACAGAAUUCAGACCCACAAAUAACUACGUAAAUCUAUUACAAUGGUCCAAAUGGAAAAUCAGUGGAAACACAUACACUGCCUAUCUUAUGGCUUCUAGCAAUUCAGGCGAAGUAUACCUGUCUUCUUUCACCAUCACAGUAAAUGCUGAUGCAAAGGGCCAAGUGCAUAUUUACUCUCCUAUCGUCAAAAAACUAUUUACCUGGUUUAAGGAUAGCCCUAGUAUCCCAAUUUUACUGACUACAUGGGAUGAUUUCUCUGAUGACGGUUCUACUCUCAAACUAGUUGUCUCCAAAGGCAUCAGUAUACUGACUGCCUUUCUGAAAAUAGAAAGCGAUAGUGCAGAAAUGAUUGGAGACUGGCACAGAUAUAUACCUGAAGAUACAAGCAUGGGACUGUCUAGCGCUUCCUGGACUACGGAUGGUGAAUAUUUGCAAGCUUUUACACACGAAGGUCAAGGUCUCGUCCUUAACACUAAAGAAAGCACAAUUUCUUUGAACCUUCCCCGCUCAUGCGCUCUUACGGAUAUUCUGUUACACAAAUAUAAAUUCCAGUGUAUGGAAAUCGAGUCUAAGGCCGAAGAGGAUGCUAUAAACCCAAAUAUCGAUAUUGUGCCUAUUAUGUGGGGAACAGCAAACUCUUAUAGCUCUCUGUACACUGCUAUUGCAUUCACCAUGAAACCGGUAAUCGAUAUAUCUAAUCGAUCCAACUCUGUGUUUGAUACAUACAUGGGAUUCAUUUUACAAUCCACAAGAGAAGAAACAGAAACACUGGAAAUGCUAUGCAAAAAUAUUGAGAAGUGUAUUAAAGAUCCUAACUACAUAUUCACAUACCCUAUUAAAAAUAUUAUUCACGAGGCUUUGGAAUAUGUUGCGAACGAUGAAAGUGUCGAUACUAUUUUUACAUGGUUAUCAACAGUUGGAAGCCUUAUGAAAGACACACACAGAAAACCAAGGGAUCCCAAUACAUUGACCAAGAAUAUAUACAGUGAUACUACAUCUGCAGCAGCCAUGACAAUGUGCACCGUCAAAUUGGUAUUAAAGUAUUUUGAGCUGCCAAAAAUGAUUAAUGAAGAUUUGAGAAAAUGGUGCGCGAUGGCCCGAAAGAUAACAAGGGAAAAUUAUGCAGAUUCUGUCCUACAAUUUGCUAUCGAGCGUGAAGACGAAGAUUUUAGAGAGUUUGACGAGGACGACAUUAUGGUGAUUCAGUUGAUUUGCGAUGAUGCACUUAUAGAAGGAAAUGUGUCAUCUUAUCUAUUGGACACCAUUCGAAAUGUCCACGACAAGUUGGAAUCUUGCUUUCCUGAUCUGGGCCCUUACGACGAUUUAUUGGCUGAGAUCGACCGUGCUUCCCAAUUUUCUAAAACCACCGAGCCAUCAGAAAAAGUUAUAGGACGAGAACACUGUCCAAUUUGUCAAGACAUGAUCAUGCCUUCUAGAGGAACUUUUGCUUCUUGCACAUCAGGUCACACAUGGGAGAAAUGCUGUAUGACCAUGCGAGUUCUCUCAACACCAAGUGCGCGUAAAUGUACCUCUUGUAAUUCCAAAAGUUUACAGCCAGGAUCAUUGGAUUUCAUCAGACUUCCAAACAAUAAUCCCGAACAUAUGUCUUUUACAGAUACUAUCUUACUCAAGUGCCAAAAAUGUAUCUUCUGCGGAUCAGAUUUGAUAGAUAUAAAUGCACUAUGAGAUUCUAUCUUUUUAUAAUUCUAAUACGCGCAUGUCUAUCUAACACCAUAUCAUUUAAAUAUCAAUAAAAAAAAGUAUUCGUUUCAA
This is a messenger RNA of Phycomyces blakesleeanus NRRL 1555(-), 2553 nucleotides long. RefSeq lists its product as hypothetical. Gene Ontology annotation, molecular function: histone acetyltransferase activity. The record is from RefSeq and is a predicted model, not a curated record. Gene Ontology annotation, cellular component: transcription factor TFIIIC complex. Bases 1 to 2466 code for a protein of 821 amino acids. Gene Ontology annotation, biological process: transcription initiation at RNA polymerase III promoter. The transcript is spliced from 15 exons. NCBI's taxonomy places the organism in Eukaryota, Fungi, Mucoromycota, Mucoromycetes, Mucorales, Phycomycetaceae.